CGGCGCACCGGUCCGGAGCGCACCGCCGGCCGGAGGACAUGGAGCGGCUGUAGGAGCGGCUGGAGGAGGAGAUAAACCUGAAGGAGGGAAGACUUUCACUCCAAACAGGCACCAGGAGGACUUUCAAGGGAGCUGCCGUGAGAAACUGUAGACCUCCUCCUUCUGAGAGAGUUUCUCCUCUGGAUCUCAUGGCUGAAAUGCAGAAUUCACCGGGCCUGCUGAGUAUGCCCCGGAGCCCCACCUCCAGCGAGGAUGAGAUGGCCCAAUGCUUUUCCGACUACUCCGACGACUGCCCCUCUGACAGCUCCCGCGAAGAGACCAUCUACGAGACGAUAAGAGCGACGGCCGAACCAUCGCAGAACCACAUGGACGACAUUCACACAAACUCCAUGGUGAUCCGGGUCCUGAUCCCAGACCUGCAGCAGACGAAAUGCAUGCGGUUCAACCCGGACGCGACGGUCUGGAUCGCCAAACAGCGGAUCCUGUGCACGCUCAAUCAGACCCUGAAGGAUGUGCUGAACUACGGGCUCUUCCAGCCAGCGAGCAACGGGAGGGACGGAAAGUUCCUGGACGAAGAGCGCCUCCUUAGAGAGUACCCGCAGCCAAUCAGCAAGGGGGUCCCCUGUUUGGAGUUUCGUUACAAGAGCAGAGUCUACAGGCAGCCCAACAUUGAUGAGAAGCAGAUCGCCAAGCUUCAUACAAAGGCUGUUAUCUCUGCACCAGCACAGCCGCUCCACCUCCACUGUGUAGUCCUGGUCAAUGUUGUCAAUGAUGAGAUGAGCCACCAUAGUGUCGUCUCCAAACUUCACGAUGUGUUUGGUGGUGAACCUGGGGAUGCAGAGAGCCCGCUGACGUUUGCAGCUCAGCUGGACAAUGCUGUGGAGAUGAUUAGGGUGUUGAAGAACGGAGGAGCUCAUCUUGACUUCAGGGCCAAGGAUGGUAUGACUUCCCUUCACAAAGCUGCCCGCUCCAAAAACCAGGUCAUACUCAUGACGCUGCUGGAGUUGGGAGCAUCUCCAGAUUACAAAGACAGCCGCGGUCUGACGCCUCUGUACCACAGCGUGGUGGUGGGAGGAGACCCUGGCUGCUGCGAGCUCCUGCUUAACCACCACGCCUCCGUCUGCACCCAGGAUGAGAACGGCUGGCACGAGGUUCACCAGGCCUGCCGUCAUGGACAUGUGCAGCAUCUGGAACAUCUGCUGUUCUACGGAGCCGUGAUGAGCGCUCAAAACGCCUCGGGAAAUACCGCCCUGCACAUCUGUGCCCUCUACAACCAGGACAACUGUGCUAGAGUGCUGCUGGUCCGUGGAGCCGACAAGGAAGUGAAGAACUACAACAGCCAGACUCCAUUUCAGGUGGCCAUUAUCGCUGGAAAUUUUGAGCUCGCUGAACUCAUCAAGAACCACAAAGACUCUGAUAUAG
Molecule: messenger RNA, 1422 nt
Organism: Cyprinodon variegatus (sheepshead minnow)
Lineage: Eukaryota; Metazoa; Chordata; Actinopteri; Cyprinodontiformes; Cyprinodontidae
Product: SH3 and multiple ankyrin repeat domains protein 3-like
Exons: 11
Cellular component (GO): postsynaptic density; dendritic spine; postsynaptic membrane
Molecular function (GO): synaptic receptor adaptor activity; ionotropic glutamate receptor binding
Source: RefSeq, a predicted model, not a curated record